AAUGUAUUUCGGAUAUCGAAUGAUUCAACUAAACUCUUGUCCAGAAAUAAAUUAUCAUUUAGACGAUAAGAAACCACCUAUUCUUGGUCCAUGUAAAUUGAAUGGUAAUUUAUCAAAAGAUUGUCAAUUAAAUGACGGAGUUCAAACAAGUCUUGCAAUGGCGGCGUAUUGCGUUGAUAACGGAACUUUUAAAGAAAUUACUUGCCAAGAUCCAAAUGCUUUUAUAUUCAAUGAUGGUUGCUAUUUAUAUAUUCAACAUAAAGAAAAGAAAUCUAUCAAUGAAGCUGCGGAAGAAUGCGAGAAAUUCAAUUCCACCUUACUUUAUAUGUCGAAUGACGAGUACAAAUUUACAAAAUUUCUACUACAAGGCGAAGGUGAUGAUAAUUCAGCUCCUGGUAAUCAAAAUGUACAAGUUGGAGGAAGAUUGAAAAUUGUUAGAGAUAUUAAAGACGAAGAGAAAUUUACGUUUGACGACGGAAUACCUUACGACUACUACGGUUUUACUACAGCAUUUAACAAUAAGUGUGAUAAUGGACAGUGCGUAAAUGAAAAAUAUGCUUGUGACAAUGAACGCAAUUGCUUCGAUAGUAGCGAUGAAAAUUGUAUCAAUAGUAGAUUACUUAGGAAUGGAACAAUUGGGGAAAUGGAUUGCGAGAGUUUUAACCAAUUUCAAUGCGAGGAUAGUUGUAUAUCACGUGAUAAAGUUUGCGAUCUACAAACGAAUUGCUUGAACGGAGAAGAUGAAAGUGAAAUGUGUUCAGACUAUUACGAUAAAUUUAAUUUAAAAGAUUGUUUGAAGUUGGAAAGAGAUUUGGAAAUUAAAUGUAAAAUUGUUUACGAUUCAAUGGGAAAUCUUUUAACAAAAGUUCAUUAUCCAUUCAACGCUUUAAAAAAUUGUACGAAAACAACAUGCGCAAUUGGUGAAUAUUUAUGUAAACAGAGUUAUUACUGUAUAUCAAUUAAGCAAGUUUGCGAUGGAAUUGUUCAUUGUACUCAUUUUGACGAUGAGAACGAUUGCGGUAAAAUUUACUUAUCUUAUUACUUAUUUCCGGUUUCUUCUAGGCGCAGAGGACAAAAUUGA
Molecule: messenger RNA, 1081 nt
Organism: Dimorphilus gyrociliatus
Lineage: Eukaryota; Metazoa; Annelida; Polychaeta; Dinophilidae
Source: the annotation of a GenBank genome assembly